CAGGAAAUUUCUCUCUAGAGUAAAUGAAAGACGGUGAUAGACUUUUCAAGCAUCUAGGUCUUUGUAUAUAAAAAUAUUCCGUGUUAUAUUCAGAAAACAAGAGAAACAAUGGAGUUGUCUACCUUUAACAGAGUGUUUUCACUUGUUUCCCUUUGCUUGCUUGUUAUGUUACACUUUACACUUAAUCUUGCUUCUGAUUCUUCUGAUGAAGCGAAUGCCCUCGUCAAAUGGAAAGACAGUCUUCGGAAUCAUGACCAGUCUCUCCUGCCUUCGUGGACUCUUUAUCCCGUUAAUUCUACCCAACUAAGCGCAUGUACCUGGGCCGGAAUUUCUUGCGACCAUGCCGAACGUGUUGAAAGUAUUAUCCUUACGAAUACAAGUUUAGAAGGUACACUUGAUGAAUUCUCCUUCUCAUUAUUUCCUCAUCUCUUGUAUCUUGAUCUGAGCAUGAAUCAACUCUUUGGAAGCCUUCCACCUCAGAUUGGUAAUUUCUCCAACCUCACACACCUUGAUUUGUCAAAUAAUCAAUUGUCUGGGAAUAUACCACCAGAAAUUGGCCUUUUAACACAUCUGGAGAUCCUUCACCUUUCUUUCAAUCAGUUAAAUGGUUCAGUACCAGAAGAAGUAGGCCAGUUAAGUUCUCUUAAAGAGCUUGUCUUGUCCCAUAACAACUUGGGCGGUCUGAUUCCUUCUUCUUUGGUCAAUUUGAGCAACUUGGCUCAAUUGUCUCUUUCUAAUAAUUCACUUUCGGGCUCAAUUCCUAAGGAGAUAGGAAAUCUGAAAUUACUUUUCAGACUCGAGUUGAAGCAAAAUCAAAUAAGUGGCUCUAUUCCUCCUUCUAUUGGUAAUAUGAGUAACUUAGAAUUUUUGUAUCUAGAUAAGAAUAGCCUUUCUGGUUCCAUUCCUCAUUUUAUGGAAAAUUUGAAGUCUCUUUCUGAUCUAAGGUUGUGUGAAACUCAACUAAGUGGUUUGCUUCCUUCUUUCAUUGGUAAUUUGAACAACCUAAAAUAUUUGUAUCUUUGCCAUAACAACUUUUCUGGUUCCAUUCCCAAAGAGUUAGGAAAAUUAAAAUCUCUUUCUUACUUAGGAUUAAAUGAAAACCAACUCAGUGGUUCAAUUCCUGUUUCAAUUUAUAAUUUAAGUGACUUAAAAUUUUUGAUCUUGUCGGAUAAUAGUCUUUCUGGUUCUGUUCAUCAAGAAAUUGGAAAUUUCAUGAACUUGACUGGACUGGUACUACAGGACAACCAUUUCACUGGAAAUUUGCCCCAUAGUGUUUGCCGAAGUGGAUCACUCAAGUACUUAGAUGUACAUGACAACCAUUUUUUUGGUCCAAUCCCCAUAAGCUUGAAAAAUUGUACAAGCCUAGUCAGAGUACUGGUCGGACACAAUCAGCUCACUGGACAUAUCACGAAAGAUUUUGGCAUCUACCCAAAUUUGACUUUCUUAGAUCUCAGCCAUAAUAAAUUUUAUGGUGAAAUCUCAUCCAAUUGGAUAAAGUGCCCGCAAUUAAGUACCCUAAAGAUUGCAUGGAAUCAAAUUACAGGAAGGAUACCUCCAGAGAUUGGAAAUUCAUCUCGAUUGCAUGUGCUUGAUCUUUCUUCGAAUCAUUUGGUUGGGAAGAUUCCUAAGGAACUAGGAAAGUUGGUUUCUAUGAACAAUCUGGUUUUGAAUGGGAAUCAACUUUCUGGAGGUAUACCUCAGGAACUUGGCUUACUCAUUGAACUUGAGUACCUUGACUUGUCUGCAAAUAGAUUGAACAAGUCAAUCCCAAAUGAUCUUGGGUACAUGUUGAAAUUACACUACUUGAAUUUGAGUAACAAUCAGCUUAAUUUAUGAUUACCUUGAAAAGGGUAGCUUGAAUAAAGCUCUGGGAUGUGAGGUGGAAGCAAGGAAACUGGAUUGGAAUAUGAGAAUAGGGAUUUUAAGAGGUGUGGCUCAUGCCUUGUCUUACCUACAUCAUGAUUGUUUUCCACCAAUUGUCCAUCGAGAUAUAUCAAGCAAGAAUGUGUUGCU
Molecule: messenger RNA, 2013 nt
Organism: Pistacia vera
Lineage: Eukaryota; Viridiplantae; Streptophyta; Magnoliopsida; Sapindales; Anacardiaceae
Product: MDIS1-interacting receptor like kinase 2-like
Exons: 2
Coding region: 109-1836 (575 amino acids)
Biological process (GO): hormone-mediated signaling pathway
Cellular component (GO): plasma membrane
Molecular function (GO): protein binding
Source: RefSeq, a predicted model, not a curated record